AUGGGUGGGAUUUGGAUUUGGGAUUGGGAUGGGAUUUUGGCAAAUGGGAGGGGAUUUUGGCAAAAGGGAUGGGAUAUGGGAUGGGAUGGGAUAGGGGAUUCUCCCAUCCCAUUUAAUAUGGGUGGCAAGUAUAACCGACAUUUAAACGUACUUACUGCGUCAGACUAUCGUAACAUAAUGAAAAUUGCCCUUUUUGAAUUAAAUGAAAUUUUUGAAGGGAACGAAAUAACCUGUAAAGAACUUUGCAAACUUUACGCAAAGUUUAGUAAGAUGUACAUAAUGAGCAGAAAAGAAAUGUACACUGAAGAAGAUCUGAAAAUUUUUGAAUCAGCAAUUAUUGAUUGGUGCAUUGAUUUCAAAAAGAUCUUCUCUCCAUUAUCCACUACUGACUGCAAUUUUCCGAAGUUACACAGUUGGCGGUAUCACGCAGUGCCUGCUAUUAGAAAAUAUGGUGCAUUGAAUGGGUUGUCAACGGAAACGUACGAAACCCUCCACAAAUCAUAUGUCAAAACCCCAUAUCGGUUAUCAAACAGAAAAGACGUAAUGAGACAAUUGGUGAACGCUGUUAGUUGAAUCCGACAUGACUGAAAUCAAUUUCUUUGAAAUAUACAUACAUUUAAUAAUAUUUUUUAUAGGUAAAACACAAAGAAUUGACAUCUUCUGCUAAAAAAGUUAUUCAUCGUAAAGCCAAAGGAUUUG
Rhizophagus irregularis DAOM 181602=DAOM 197198 is the source of this 699-nucleotide messenger RNA. The record is from RefSeq and is a predicted model, not a curated record. Lineage: Eukaryota; Fungi; Glomeromycota; Glomeromycetes; Glomerales; Glomeraceae.